Messenger RNA from Hyposmocoma kahamanoa, 2387 nucleotides. RefSeq names its product SAGA-associated factor 11 homolog (gene Sgf11). Gene Ontology annotation, biological process: regulation of transcription by RNA polymerase II; positive regulation of DNA-templated transcription. Gene Ontology annotation, molecular function: transcription coactivator activity. Gene Ontology annotation, cellular component: SAGA complex; DUBm complex. Bases 127 to 1059 code for a protein of 310 amino acids. Lineage: Eukaryota; Metazoa; Arthropoda; Insecta; Lepidoptera; Cosmopterigidae. The record is from RefSeq and is a predicted model, not a curated record. The transcript has 4 exons.
AAGAUUGAAAUGGUCCCCAAGUGACUAGUGUUUUUGUGAUUCCCUCAAAGAGUAGAGUAAUAAAGGGAUUCCCUUGAAUUACUGAACAAAUUGCGGUUUGUCUAAAACUCCAAUAAAAAAAACAAGAUGACCACGAUAGUAAGCGAACUUAGCAUGCAUGAUCUGACCCACAGAUUCUUUGAGAUCAUGCAAGAUGAAAAUAACGCUGAACUUGCAUCGCAUUACAUCUACGAAAUGCUAUUCGAAGAUGUAUCUUUGGGGUUUUUGUUUGAGUUCCACCAUGGAAUGAAAACUGGACUCACGGACUUGUUGGAAGGCGAAAAAGAAGAUGAAGAGCCUUAUAAGAUUAUGAACUCGCCAGAAUGCGAUGUUUUUGGCUUUUCUAUUAUGAAAAAGACUCCCGAUUCUAACUGUUCGUGUCCUAAUUGCGAGAGACCUGUGUCGGCAACUAGAUUUGCUCCCCAUUUGGAGAAAUGUAUGGGUAUGGGUCGAAAUAGCUCCCGUAUAGCCUCACGCCGCAUUGCGUCAAAUAGUCGCGAACCCACAUCAUAUGCUGGACUACUCAGUGAUGAUGAGGAUGAUGUUGAUUGGGCCGGAGGCUCAUUGCAGAGCGAGCGUCGCAAGAGACGAAUCAAGAAUAAUAACAACCGAAAGCCUAAUAAGAUGCACAAUGGCAACAACCGUAACAACAAUGGCACCCAGAACGCUGACCCGAACGACGGCGGAGCUACGUAUGAGACUAUGACCGCCAAUGAGAAGAAGAAUCUAUUGCUGCAGAUUUGUGGUGUUGUUUCUGAACAUACUAAGAAACUUUGCACCAGGUCCACACGCUGCCCCCAACAUACAGAAGAGCAGCGGCGCGCUCUUCGCAAUACUGUCCUCGAGCCUUCCACACCUGAGUCCCAAACAAUGGGCCUAACAGCUGACGACGCAGGCUCUCCGCCGGACUCUAGUCCGUCUUCGUCAUGUUCUUCUUCUAGCCGCAAGAGGGACCGGCAUCGUGCUAAGAAUAAAUCUAAGAGUAAGCGAGAAAGGAAUAUGUCUCCAAACAGGGAAUAAAAGCAACAUUGUUUCAUGUAGGUACCAAGUAUGGUUAUACACAUGGAGUACCGCGAGUCUUGGAAAGAAGAGUAAUCCUAAAUGAAACAGAUGCUUUUAACACUUGCAUCGUCGGCCAAUUAAAAUGAUUGUUUGCUUCCCUACCAUCGGAAACAUGGUGGUUAUAAAGAAUGGUGAACCUAUGUGGCACCACCUUACUUGGAUUAAAAUGGCACUAAAAUGUAAAUGAUUGUAAUACAGGGUAAUACAUACUGAAACGCCAGUGGGUCUGCUUGGUUGGUGACCUUUAAGGUGUUUUUUUAUCGGCAAGGCGAGACGAGGAUGUGCGAGGCGAAAAUUAUUUGUUAAUUUUAUAUUGAACCGUAUUGCUGCCUGUAUAGAGUGUACUCUGCAACGAAAACACGACAGCGCGGGCCCUCGCUACGGUGGGAUACGUAUGAUUUAGGAUUUUAAAAAUAUUUUUUCUGCAAAUAAUUGCAGAGUAAAUAAUAUUAUUUACUCUGGAACUUGGUAUUUUAAUAUUUUUAUUUUUAAUUAAUUAUUUUAGUUGUGGAUACACAACCUCAACGCGAGCUCGCGAUAUUUAUUAAGGGCAAUUUUUGGUAGACCUAGAUCGACGAAAUUUCAUUUAUCGUAAUUUUUCGUCUCGUCUCGCCGGUGGAAAAGCACCAUUAGAGUUUCCAUAAUUGUUAUUAUAUUCUGUCAUUCGGUCGAUAUCUGUUACUUCAAUUUCUACAGUUGAAAGGGAAGCUACAUGUCUACCAUUAUUAUCCUAUACAUAAAAAGCGAUACACAUUAUAGUUAUAGUUUAUUUAGGGUUGUACCCCUUUCAUCAGCUCGCAUCCGCAUACCCCAUACCAAACGUGUUUUUUCUGAAAGACUUUCAGGCAUGGUGACAAUACGGUAUAUAGAACACGUUUGUAAUGGACGUGGUGAUGUGAGCACGAACGUAGUCAAACACAAGAUGUGAUUUUUACCUAAAUUCGAUUUUUUAAUUGGCUGGACCAAACUGACAGUUUUUUUUAUAGCGGCAAGUCUAGUACUUGCUUCGGUUGCUUGUAGUUGUACGUCUCUCCCGUUCUCCAUCCGAGCCAAUUAAUGUCAAUUAUUUAAUACUGGACCAAGUUAUGAUUAUGAUGAUGCGAAUGAAGAUGAAGAUGAAUGAAGCUUCAUACUUGACUUUGUCUUUUGAUUUAUUCGAGUAUUACUUAUUUGACAGUAAUUGUUUGGGACGGAGGACGGGACCAUCAGUUUCGUUUGCUAAAAAUAACAUGAUAAUUAUGGUGAUCGUCGCCAAUGUCAAUAUUUUUUUCUUUAUUUUUUUAUCU